AAUAAAAUAAAACUAGUCUGCGAACUUUCCCAAAUUCAUCAAAUUGAAACCAGAUUAGAGUAGUUCCCGUACACGCAUACAGAUUACAGACUACAGAGAGUGAGGGAGUGUGGGAGAGAGAUACAGAGAGAGCCGAGAGGGAGUGAGAGAGAGACAGAGAGAGCAAGGAGAGAGAGGGAGAGAGGAGGAGAGAGGGAGAGAGAGAGAGAGAAGAGGAGUAAUCGGGGGCAAGUAAGAGAUGAGUCGAAGCCACCCAUCAGUGCACCCAGUAAACUUUAACGCGCCCCCCUCACCAUCAACAAUCCCUCUGGAUGAAAAUGAUCUUCAACAUAACCCUCCCACUAGGAUUCGUAUGAAAGAGCUACAGGGCAUGCCUGGUACUUCAACUAGUCUCGCUUUGCGUUCUCUCCAAUUCUCUUUCGCCGUCGUCUCUCUCGCUGUCAUGGCCACUACCUCUGACUUCCCCUCCGUUACCGCCUUCCGAUACCUUGUUGCUGCUGUGAGCUUGCAGACUUUGUGGAGUCUAUCACUUGGGGUUGUUGAUAUAUAUGCUUUGUUGGUAAAGCGCUGCUUGAGGAAUUCCAGAGUUAUCGCCUUGUUCACUAUGGGGGAUGGGAUUACAUGCACCCUUACAUUUGCGGCAGCAUGUGCAUCUGCUGGUAUAACCAUCCUUAUUGGUAAUGAUAUUGACAGCUGUGCUCAGAAUCAUUGUACCCGAUUUGAAACAGCCACUGCUAUGGCCUUCAUGAGUUGGUUUGCCGUUUCACCAUCCUUUUUCCUGAACUUCUGGUCAUUAGCAUCUAGGUAAAGUGAAUAUUAGGUAUAUCUGCUUGGAUCAUAUUUUUAUCCAAAAGUGUUGUUUUGGGUGCUUAUUUAGGGGGAUAGAGUGAACUGGUAAGUUUGUAUAUUUUAACUUCUAAGUUUGUAGUAAUUUUAUUUCCCUGUAGAUGAAA
This is a messenger RNA of Daucus carota subsp. sativus, 953 nucleotides long. Its product is annotated as CASP-like protein 5A2. The record is from RefSeq and is a predicted model, not a curated record. The transcript is spliced from 3 exons. NCBI's taxonomy places the organism in Eukaryota, Viridiplantae, Streptophyta, Magnoliopsida, Apiales, Apiaceae. The coding region runs from base 239 to 808 and encodes 189 amino acids. Gene Ontology annotation, cellular component: membrane.